GCCAUAUUUCGGGCGCGCUGACGGGGCGCCGUGACGUCAUGGCCAGACGGUCGCGCGGUACGGUACAGUGGCCGGCGUGUGCCCAGCACUCUGCGCGUGCAGCCGGCAUUCCGUAUUCCGCCAUGACUGAGACGUCCGCUGCGCCAGCCGCCGCCCCCGCCGCCAAGGCGGCCAAGGCCAAGGUGCCUAGGGCCAAGCCCGCCCAUCCGCCCACCAGCGAGAUGGUGCAGGGCGCCAUCAAGGGUCUCAAGGAACGCGGCGGCUCGUCGCUGAUCGCCAUCAAAAAAUACAUCGCCGCCAACUACAAGGUGGACGCCGAGAAGCUGGCGCCUUUCAUCAAGCGCGUUCUCAAGUCCGGCGUGACCAGCGGUGCGCUUGUGCAGACCAAGGGCAAAGGCGCCAGCGGCUCGUUCAAGCUGUCGGCCGCCACUAAGGACAAGCCCGCCAAGAAGCCGGCCAAGUCGCCCAAAAAGAAGCCCGCCGGCCCGGCCAAGGCCAAGAAGACGCCCAAAAAGACCACCAAAAAGCCGGCUGAUAAGAAGAAGGCCACCAAGUCGCCGGCCAAGGUUAAGAAGGCCAAGCCCACCAAGGCCAAAAAGGCCAAGUCGCCGGCCAAAAAGCCCAAGGCGCCCAAGCCAAAAAAGUCGCCGGCCAAGAAGGCCGCCAAAAAGACCACUGCCAAAAAAUAGGCUGGCGUGCCACC
Molecule: messenger RNA, 703 nt
Organism: Pollicipes pollicipes
Lineage: Eukaryota; Metazoa; Arthropoda; Thecostraca; Pollicipedomorpha; Pollicipedidae
Product: histone H1-like
Exons: 1
Coding region: 39-689 (216 amino acids)
Biological process (GO): negative regulation of DNA recombination; chromosome condensation; nucleosome assembly
Cellular component (GO): nucleus; nucleosome
Molecular function (GO): double-stranded DNA binding; nucleosomal DNA binding; structural constituent of chromatin
Source: RefSeq, a predicted model, not a curated record